AUGGGAGACCUUUUUUCCUUAUUUUGGGAGGUAGAUCCUCCUCCCAUACCUUUAAGUUUUACCAUUCCUAAUCAGGAUUAUGAAUGCCGGAAGGAUGACUCUUGUGGGGCAAUAGGGAACUUCCUGCUUUGGUAUUUUGCCAUUAUAUCUGUCCUGAUGUUCUUGUCUCGGGCUUCUGUCUGGAUGUCUGAGACUAAAAAGGAUGAAGACGGUGGAACAAGUACUUCAGUAAGUAAAGCAAGCAAAGAAAAUUCUUAUAAGCGACAAAACAAAGACGGUUCCUGGGCCUUUUCUCAAACAAUGAAAAAAACAAAACAGGGUCGACUUUCCCCAGUAACGGACUCAGAAGUGGCCUUGGUCAUUGCCUAUCUAGAACAAAGACGAGCCAGGCGCCAGUCUCAACUCCAUCAGGUGAAUCAGACCCAACAUGACAGUGACACUACUGAGUGUGACAGUGAAGAAUCUAACUCAGGAGCCUCCUCAUGGAAGGAGAGUGAAAGUGAGCAGCAUCUGUCCCCAACCAUUGUUAAGAAGAGAAAAAUAGCUCAAAGGCAAGGAAAUCUGGGAAAUUACCAAAUCAGGGAAAGGCCCUGCCUCCACUGCAAAGCCAUGAGAACCAAUGAGUGGUUGACACGCCAUUUCCUACAGAACACUUCAGUAUCAGUCCCCAUGAAGGGAGAUACUCCAGAGGAAAAUGCUAUGCCUGACAUUAAUCCAAAAUUCAACAAAUUUUGA
Marmota flaviventris (yellow-bellied marmot) is the source of this 735-nucleotide messenger RNA. RefSeq names its product serine rich single-pass membrane protein 1 (gene Ssmem1). The record is from RefSeq and is a predicted model, not a curated record. Lineage: Eukaryota; Metazoa; Chordata; Mammalia; Rodentia; Sciuridae.